AACGCAUACUUCCUGCCCGAACAGGGUUUGGAAGGAAAGCUCAACUUCGAGACCAUUGAAUCGACGAAUACGCAAGACUUGGAGGCACACAAAACCAUUGAAAGGAUGGCCGCAACUAUCAAUCAGUACCUCCGAAAGAGAUAAGUGAGUCUACCAUCACGUUCUGGUCGGUCACCUCUAUAUAACACAUUAUUAUAACU
Molecule: messenger RNA, 200 nt
Organism: Medioppia subpectinata
Lineage: Eukaryota; Metazoa; Arthropoda; Arachnida; Sarcoptiformes; Oppiidae
Source: the annotation of a GenBank genome assembly